AUGUCUACGGAUGAUUAUCGUCAUAUACAUCAUAUUAUUUCAACUAAACCAUUACCAUUAUUAAAUCCAAAUGAAACAAAUCAUGCACUUCAUUAUACACAAACAAUAGAUGAUGAAAAUGAGAUACCAACAAAUACAAAAUUACUUCAUCGUCGAGUUCAUUUAAAUGAUUUACCAGAUUAUCUUCUAAGUGGUGCAUCAAAACAACUUCUACUUCAUCGAACUCGAACACCAUCAACACCGUCUGUUUCACAAUAUGAUGAUAAUUCAGGAUAUUUUACUACUAGACAAAAUGCAACGUCAUAUUCAUAUUCACCAUUAUCAUAUAAAAGACAUUAUGAUGAUGAUUUAACAAUGUUAAAUAAACGACAUGUUAUCAAAGAACGUAUUAUUCCUGUUGAUCAUCAACGUGCAACAAUUAUUCAUGAUGAAAAACCAACGAUUUGGACAACACCAAUUCAAUUAACUACUCCAACUGUAGUUCCCGUUGCUCCUGCUCCACCAUCAGUAUUACCUGUUGUUCUCUAUCAACAACCACAACCUGUUCCAGUACCUGCUAUAUUUGCACAACCACAACCAAUCAUUCAUGCUCGUGCUAUUAUUCCUCCACCACCACCACAACAAAUUAUUCAUACUCAACCUAUUAUUCAGCAACAAACACCACGUGUAAUUGUUGAAGAACAUCAUCAUCAUCAUCAUCAUACAACUCCUCAGUCACCGAAACCUGUGCCGGUAUUACCACCGCCACCUCCUCCUGCACCUUUAACAACAACUGAAAUCACAGAAACCAUUCGUACUGUUCGUCGACGACCACGUGCAAGAGAAACUGAAACAAUUAUUGAACAAAAAGAACCCAUUCAAAAAAUAACAACAGAAGAAAUAAGUGUCGAAAAACGACGACCCCGAGUAGAAUUUGAAGAAGUUCAAAUACAAAGUGAUCCAAUAUCGAAACCUAUACGUGAAGUUAUUGUAGAACAUCAUGAUACUAUUUUUGUACCACAACAAAAAGAAAUUAUUGAAACAGAAAUUCCAUCAACUAUAGAAAUCGUUGAUACAAAACCAAUAUAUCAAAUUAAUAAUGAAAUAACUGAAAUCCCAAUAGAAUCAAAACGUGUAAUAAAAGGAAAAAAAAUUGUUGGCUCAAAAAUUGAAUCAUGGAAUCGUGGAUAUAGACCAGGUGGUGGAAAUAUUAAAAUUUAUAAUAAAGGUUUAAAAUUUGAAGAUAAUGAAGAACCUAUUAUUGAUACAUACGAUACAACUAUUACAAAACAACAAGGUGUUGUUCAAGUUCAUACAGAAGUUGAUGAUACACCUGAAGAAACAACUGUUGAAGUUAUUACUAGACCAUUUGAAAUUGAACAAACUAGUCGAGUUGUUACUGUUACUCGAGAAAUAAAAAAAGUACCAACUCCACCACCACCGACACCACCACCGCCGCCUCCUGAACCAAUUACAGUCAUUGAAGAACCUGUACCACAAGUUCAAAUCAUAGAUGAAAUUAUUGAACCACCACCACCUAAAGUAAUCAAAUUUCCUACCCUUUAUAAACGACGAAUUAAACGUCCUCAAGUAAUUAUUCAACAACCAAUAGUACAUAAAAUAAUUGAAAAACCUCCUUCACCUCCGCCACCACCUCCACAAAUUAUUAUAGAAUAUGUUGAAGAACCCAUUCAAGUACCAACACCUCCGCCAAAACCAGUUGAAUAUUAUUUAGCUCAAGAACAAUAUUUAACUGAACUUGAAUUUGAUCAAGCUUUAACAAAAUCACCAGAAAUUUAUCCUACAGAAAUAGUUGAUUCAAGUACAUAUAAUUUUGAUUAUGAAAAACAAUAUGUAACUUUCAUACCAAACCAAAUCAAUGAAUAUAAUCAUAUAGAACAAACAACUGAUUAUGAUCAAGAAAGUUUACCUUAUCAACAACUUCGUUCAAUUACAAAUGAUUUCGAUUAUGAAAAACAAUAUGCGGAAUAUAUUUCAAAACAAUUUGACGAAUUUCAUCAAUUCGAACAAACAUUAGAUUAUGAAUCAACAAAAUUAUCUCUUAAACAACUUAAUCCGACGAAUUAUGAUCUAGAUUUUGAUAAACAAUAUGCAGAAUAUUCAUCAACACAAUAUGAUGAAUAUCAUCAACCUGAACAAACAUUAGAUCGUCAUUCAACAAAAUAUUCACUUAAACAACUUCAACCUGAUGUAUAUAAAUUUGAUUUUGAAAAACAAUAUGCACACUUUGAAACAAAUCAAUUUGAUGAAUAUCAUCAACCGGAACAAACAUUAAAUUAUAAUCCAUCAAAUUUAUCACUUAAACAACUUGAACCCGAUGUUUAUAAACUUGAUUUUGAUAAACAAUAUGCAGAAUAUGUACCGAAUCAAUUAAAUGAAUUCAAUGAAACUGAACAAAUAUUAGAUCGUGAUCCAACUAAAUAUUCUCUUAAACAACUUCAAUCAGAUAUUUAUAAUGAUGAUUUUGAAGAACAAUAUGUAACAUAUGAAACAAAUCAAUUUAAUGAAUAUAAUCAACCUGAACAAAUAUUAGAUUAUGACUCAACAAAAUUAUCUUUUACAAAACUUCGUUCAAAUACAUAUAAUCUUGAUUUUGAUCCUCAAUAUGCAACAUAUUCAUCAAAAGAAUUUCAAGAAUAUCAACCUAUUGAACAAACUUUUCCUUAUGAUCCAACACAAUUAUCAUUACAUAAUGCAUCAGAAACAUCAAUAGAAUAUUUACUUUUUAAUCGAGCACUUCAUGCUGUUUGUGAAUUUGUUGAUGAUACAAUUGAAUAUUCAACAGUCGAUUCAUAUGAUCGACGUAUUCGUCCAAAAAGUGUUCAAUUACCAAUAGAAAAAUUUAAAAUAAAACAUUUUCGUGCUAUAUCACAUGACCCACCAUCUAUUUUAUGGCGUCAUCCAACAAUCGAUAUUCCAAUAAAACGUCGAAAAAUCUUGAAAAAAAAAUUAGCUUGGAAAAAAAUUCAUUAUGCUAUUGCACGUAUUGAUUGUUGGAAUAGAAAUUAUCGUCCACAAUUAAUAAAACGACAACAUUUAAAAACUAUAAAAACUUUCUAUCAUCCAAAACCAUAUGAUACAUGGAAUGAUGAUUUAUCAUCAAUAACAACAUCUCGAACUAUUCCAAGUCAUAUACGACGUGUUGAAGCUAAACCAAAAAUUGAUACAUGGUUAAGAAAAUCUUAUAUUCGACCUAAAUCAAAAAUAAAAAUACCUAAUAAACCAAUAGAUAUUCAUGGUAAAACACGUAUUGAUACUUGGUUAAAAUUAACACCACGAUCAAGAAGUACAAGUGCUCGAAUUAUUCAUCGACCAAUACAAGUUACUGGUAAAAGUAAAGUUGAUAGUUGGUUAAGACCACCUAUACGUAAAGCUCAUAGUGCUUUUGAAAUUGUUCAUAAACCAUUACAUAUUAUUGGACAUAGUCGAAUUGAUACAUGGAGAAAACAUUCAAUACAUCCAACAUCUCACUUUCAACGUAUUGUUCAUAGGCCAAUACAAGUGCAAGGAAAAAGUCGAGUUGAUACAUGGCUUCGACAAGAUCCUAUUCAUCAAACUCAAAUUAAACGAACAAUUCAUAAACCUCUUGUUAUUCAUGCACGAAGUCGUAUUGAUACAUGGAGAAAACAACAAGUUGAAGAAAGAUCACAAUUGCAAAAAAUUCAUAAACCUCUUGUUAUUCAUGCACGAAGUCGUAUUGAUACAUGGAGAAAACAACAAGUUGAAGAAAGAUCACAAUUGCAAAAAAUUUUUCAUCGACCAAUACAAAUUGAAGCGAAAAGUCGAAUCGAUACAUGGCAAAAACAUCCAUCAAAUAUUCGAUCUGAUAUUUCUAAAAUUUUUCAUAAACCAAUACAAAUCAUUGGAAAAAGUAAAGUAGAUAGUUGGCUUCGAAGUUCAUCUUAUCCAACAAGACGACAACAUAUAACUGAGAUUCAUAAACCAUUGAAUAUCAUUGCUCGAAGUCGAAUUGAUACUUGGCAAAAACAGCCAUUACAAACAAAAUCAAAUUUUGAAAAAAUUCUUCAUCAUCCAAUUCAAAUUCAAGGGAAAAGUCGAAUUGACACCUGGCAAACAACAACAUUACGACGAAGAGCUCAUAGUGCUACUGAAAUUCAUAAACCUGUUCAUAUAAUCGGCCAAAGUCGACUUGAUACUUGGCAAACACCACAAAGAAAACUUCAAACAAGUAAAAAUCGUCUAAUUCAUCGUCCUAUUCAAGUAGAAGCUAAAAGUCGAAUCGAUACAUGGCGAACAACAGCAUUACGACCACGUGCUCAUAGUGCUACUGAAAUUCAUAAACCUGUUCAUAUUAUUGGUCAAAGUCGUGUAGAUACUUGGCAAACAUCUGAAAGAAUACCACAUUCUUCAAAACAUCAAUUAAUUCAUCGUCCAAUUCAAGUAGAAGGUAAAAGUCGAAUUGAUACAUGGCGAACAACAGCAUUACCACGACGAUCUCAUAGUGCUACUGAAAUUCAUAAACCUGUUCAUAUUAUCGGUCAGAGCCGAGUUGAUACUUGGCAAACAUCCGAGAAAACACCACAUUCUUCUAAACAUCACUUAAUUCAUCAUCCUAUUCAAAUUCAAGCAAAAAGUCGAAUUGAUACUUGGCAAGUAAAUACAUCACAGCGACGACUCCAUAGCGCUACUGAAAUUCAUAAACCUGUUCAUGUUAUUGGACAGAGUCGUGUAGAUACUUGGCGUACAUCUGAUAAAAUUUUGCCUCCUAGUAAAAAUCAAUUGAUUCAUCGUCCUAUUCAAAUUCAAGCUAGAAGUCGAAUAGAUACAUGGCAAACACAAUUUUCACGUCGACGAGCUCAUAGCGCUACAGAAAUUCAUAGACCUAUUCAUAUUAUUGGUCAAAGUCGAGUCGAUACUUGGCGAACAUCCGAAAAAAUGCCACAUUCUUCAAAACAUCAAUUAAUUCAUCGUCCCAUUCAAGUAGAGGCUAACAGUCGAAUUGAUACUUGGCAAGUAAAUACAUCACGUCGACGACCUUAUGAUCCUGCUCAGAUUCAUAAACCUGUUCAUAUUAUUGGACAGAGUCGUGUAGAUACUUGGCGUACAUCUGAUAAAAUUUUGCAUCCUAGUAAAAAUCUAUUUAUUCAUCGUCCAAUUCAAGUUCAAGCUAAAAGUCGAAUCGAUACAUGGGGAACAACAACAUUACGACGACGUGCUCAUAGUGCUACUGAAAUUCAUAAACCUAUUCAUAUUAUUGGUCAAAGUCGAAUCGAUACUUGGCAAACAUCUGACAAAAUACCGCGUUCUUCUAAACAUCAAUUAGUUCAUCGUCCUAUUCAAGUAGAAGCUAAAAGUCGAAUCGAUACGUGGCAAGUAAACACAUCACGUCGACGAUCACAUAGUGCCACUGAAAUUCAUAAACCUGUUUAUGUUAUUGGACAGAGUCGUGUAGAUACUUGGCGUACAUCUGAUAAAAUUUUGCAUCCUAGUAAAAAUCUAUUUAUUCACCAUCCAAUUCAAGUUCAAGCUAAAACUCGAAUCGAUACAUGGCAAACACAAUCUUCACGUCGGCGAACUCAUAGUGCUACUGAAAUUCAUAAACCUAUUCAUAUUAUCGGUCAAAGUCGUUUAGAUACUUGGCAAACAUCCGAAAAAAUGCCACCUUCUUCUAAACAUCUAUUAAUUCAUCGUCCUAUUCAAGUGGAAGCUAAAAGUCGAAUUGAUACUUGGCAAGUAAAUACAUCACGUCGACGACCUUAUGAUCCUGCUCAGAUUCAUAAACCUGUUCAUAUUAUUGGACAGAGUCGUGUAGAUACUUGGCGCACAUCAGAUAAAAUUUUGCAUCCUAGUAAAAAUCUAUUUAUUCAUCGUCCAAUUCAAGUUCAAGCUAGAAGUCGAAUUGAUAGCUGGCAAACAUCAGCAUACCGUCGUAGAGCUCACAGUGCUUCGGAAAUUCAUAAACCUAUUCAUAUUAUUGGACAAAGUCGAAUAGAUAAUUGGCAAGAAUUAGAAAAUGAGUCUCAUUCUACAAGAAAUCAAUUGAUGCAUCAUCCUAUUCAAGUUCAAGGCAAGAGUCGUUUAGAUACAUGGCAAAAUAAAUCGUUGUAUCAAACACGACGUCGUAGUUUAUCACCUGUUAAUAAACCAUUCCAUAUUCUGGGUCGAAGUCGUCUCGAUAAUUGGAAUACUUCUGAAUUAAUAUCUGAUAAUCGAUCAAAAUUUUUUCAUCAACCACUUAAUAUUCAUGCUCAUUCUACAAUUGAUAAUUGGCAAACACAAAUAAAUGUAUCUCAACGAUCAAAAAGCGUUCCAACUAUUCAUGAACAAUUAUAUAUUAAACCACAAUCACGAAUUGAUACAUGGUUAUCAACGAAUAAUAAAACUCGAGAGAGUACAGUCGAGAUCGUUCAUAGACCGUUGAAUGUCACUGGUCGAUCUCAGAUUGAUACCUGGCAACAAACAACAACACAGAUUAAUAAGAAUAAAAGGAAAUCGAUUAAUUAUCCAAUUCAAGUUAAUGCUCAUUCUCGUAUUGAUACAUGGCGUAAUGAACGAGAAAAACCUAUUUCAUCAGUUUCGAAACCUAUUCAUCAACCAAUACAUGUUCAAGCUCGAUCAAAAAUUGAUACAUGGGCAUCAAAUACUCGUUCAAAAACUGAUCAUGUUCAUCUAAUGGUCAAUAAUCCUAUUUAUAUAAAUGGACAAAGUAAAAUCGAUACUUGGUCAACUGUACGACAAGGACGAAUUGUUAAAAGAAAAAAACCGUUCAAUCAUCCUGUAAAUAUAGCUGCUCGAUCACAAAUCGAUUCUUGGCAACAAAUAAAAGAAUCCAUACGUCAAUCGAGUGCCCCUAUUAACAGACAUCAACCAUUGCAUGUCUUUGCUCGUUCACGUCUUGAUACUUGGCAAUCAAUUCCAAGUAAAGAAUCCAUUUCAUCAGCAACAUUUCAACUUGCUCAUAAACCAAUGCAUGUUCAAGCACAUUCAAAAGUUAAUACAUGGAAUAAUAAUAUAAUUCUUAAACGAAAUAAAAUAUUUCAAGAGAAAAAACAAUUUAUUCAUGUUGAUACACGAUCAAAAAUUGAUACAUGGCUUGAACCAUCAACGAAAAAUACUUCUCUACAUCAAUCAAAAUCAUUAUCAAAUCGAUCAAUUGAUUUAUCACAUAUAAAACCAACUAUAAAUACUUGGAAUGAUAACUAUAAGACAUCAAAAAAUAGUAUUGAAAUUUUACAUCAACCAAUUCAUGUUGAAGCUCAUUCAAAAAUAGAUACAUUUCAAUCUCAAAAUUUAUUAGCUGAAAAUCAAUUUGACAAAGAAAAUCUCUUUCAAGAAUCUCAUCGAAUUCAUAUUGAAGCUAAAUCAACAAUUCAUCCAUGGAGUAAUCAUCAAACAAUUAAACGAUAUCGAUCAUUAAGUCCAAUUGACAAUCUACAACAACAAACUAUUUUUAUUGAUCCAAAAUCAACUAUUCAAAGUUGGAAUUUAAAUGAAUCAAUAAAAACAAAAGAAAAAGAUGUUAAUUUAAAUCAACGAACAAAUAUUAUUGGAAAAUCAAAAAUAGAUAAUUGGAAUGAUAUGUCAAGAAAAAUGAUUAAACAAAAUAAACAAAUAAAUACACAACCAAUACAUGUUGAUUCACAUUCACAUAUUGAUACAUGGUCAAAUGAUAUUAAACAACGAAAUAUAUCAACCAGUAAUAUUAAUGAAACACCUUUAAUGAUUCAUUUUGAUCAUGCUAAAUCAACGAUUGAUAAUUGGAAUGAACAUAACUUAUCGUUUAUUGACCCAAAAUCAACGAUUGAUACUUGGCAAGAUAAUACGAAAUCAUAUCAACGUUUAAAACGAAAAUUACUUAAAACACCAGAACCAUCAAUAAUCCGUGAAGAAACACUAUAUAUUUCUAGUCCAACUAAUGAAAUAAAUAAUGAACAAACAUCAGAGAUACAACAUCGAAUGCAUUUUCAACCUGUUUCACAAGUUGAUUGUUGGAAUUGGUCAUAUCGACCACGAGUUGCUAGUGCUAAACCACAAUGGAAUUCUGCAACAUCUAAAGCAAGUUCAGCUCAACAUACAACACAAAAACCUGCAAGUGGUACUACUAAGACUUCAAAUCAAAAACCACAAUUGAAUGCUAAAUCGAAAAUCGGCUCAUUGGAUAAUGCUCAUCAUAAACCAGGCAGUAGUAGUACAGCUAAAGGUGACAAUAAAAAACCUGAUUCUAAAGAAAAAUCUAAACCAAAAACUGACAGUAAUGUUCAUGAAAUAAUGACAACAGGUGGUGGUGAUGGUAAUGAAGCUAGUGCAACAGUUAAUGAAGAACAUCCUCAAAUAGUUGAUGAAACAUCAAAUGAAAUAAUGGAAUCACAAAAAAAUGACGACGGUGACAAAUAA
Molecule: messenger RNA, 8355 nt
Organism: Rotaria sp. Silwood2
Lineage: Eukaryota; Metazoa; Rotifera; Eurotatoria; Philodinida; Philodinidae
Source: the annotation of a GenBank genome assembly